AUGGGGAACGCGCAGGAGAAACCCUCCGGUAGCGGAGCAGCGCGAUCGGACCAGGCCUCAGCGGGAAGCGGGGCGAGGAGCCGGGGCGGAGGCGGCGCCGACAACCCCCACGGCCAGAGACCCUCGCAGAAGGGGGUGGCCAAUGGCACUCGGACCGGGAUCAACCCGGCCGGGGGAGGACAGGAGGAGCGGGAUAGACCUGCGGAGGACACGAGUUACCUGGACGCUCCUGCCGGGGCCCUUCCUCCUCACCUGGCCCGGUUCAAGAACGAGGGGAACCACCUCUUCAAAAACGGACAGUUCGGAGACGCCCUGGAAAAGUACACACAGGCUAUUUGUGGGUGUGCUGAAGCAGGCAUUGAUAGUCCGGAAGACGUGUGUAUCCUCUACUCCAACAGAGCUGCCUGUUACCUGAAGGACGGAAACAGCAAAGACUGCAUACAGGACUGCACCAAGGCUUUGGAGCUGCAGCCCUACUCCUUGAAGCCCCUGUUGCGCAGGGCCAUGGCCUAUGAGUCACUGGAGCGCUACAAAAUGGCCUACGUGGAUUAUAAGACCGUCCUGCAGAUGGACACCGGGGUGCAGUCGGCUCAUGACAGCGUCCACAGAAUCACUAAGAUGCUGAUCGAGUUGGAAGGGCCCGAGUGGAGAGAGAACCUUCCAGCGAUCCCCGCUGUCCCACUGUCUGUCCAGCUGCAGCACAGAGACAAACCAGUCAGCAUUGAGCUGGCCCAGGCCCGGGCCGCCAGGGCUGUACAGGACGAAGUCCGGAAAAAGGAGUCCCAGUUUACUUUACUGAAACAGAAGGGCAACGAUAUGGUGAAGAACGGCAACUUCCAGGAGGCUCUGGAGAAGUACAGUGAAUGUGUCGCCUUGAAACCAGACGAGUGUUCCCUCUACACAAACAGAGCCAUUUGCUUCCUGAAACUGAAUCGCUUUCAAGAGGCCAAGGAGGACUGUGACUCUGCUCUGCAGCUGGAGCCGGGAAACAAGAAAGCCUUCUACAGACGAGCGCUGGCUCAUAAAGGUUUACAGGACUAUCUGUCAGCCAGCACUGACCUCCAGGAAGUCCUCGCGAUGGAUCCAAACGUCCGGGAGGCCGAGCAGGAGCUGGAGGCGGUGACAGGUUUACUGAGACAGAGUUUGAUGGACAACACUGCACACACACCAAGGGUUUGAUGUUUGUGGAUCAAGAGGCAAAGGAACGAAGCAGAUGUGGACUCUCACUGCACUGUAGCAGCUCUGGAAGAAAAACACUUUUAAAGCCAUCAACCCCGAGUAAGUCCCUCCUGGGACGGGGGGCUCCUCGGAACGACCACCGUCUGAGCUCCGCACCAUCUGCAACGUGUGUUCAAAACCACACCAUAACUUCUGAGCGCACAACCUUACGUAAUGAGGGCAGCUUUGUUUUUAAAAAAAAAAGAAAAGAAAGGCUAUCGUCAUACAACUUGACCUGCUUGCACUAUAAAACCAUUCUCGUUAUGAUGUAAUAUACUGUACAUACAGAUUCAUGUACCAGGCUGCCGAGCACUGUUCUUCGUUUCAGUCAAAUGAGGAAAGAGAGAGAGUGUGUAAUAACGAGUGCCUUAUUGAGAUUUCUACCGGGUUGGGAUGAAAUACGCCAAGAAAGUUCUGCUCUGACUUGUUUUUAAAGACGUUGUGUUUGGUUUCAGAGUGAUUCACUGAGCUCAUGACAAAAUAAAUGAUUUUCAUUGUCAGGAUGACGAAGGCAGAGAAAGAUGCAAAAAGGUCAAUAGGUCGUUAUCUGGUACGUUCUCCACGUGACCAGGGUUCAAACUCUUCCAGCUGCGAUGCAAGACAUGUCACCGUUUACGAUUAUUAUUACAUCUGCUGCUAAUUCAAGAAGACAAGCCAACCACCCACUAUAAACCGCUGACUUCACUGGAAUUAUAAGAUGGGAAAAUAGUCAUUUAAGUUAGAAUAUCCAACCGAAUAGGAGCUCAGUGCAUCCGCUCGGUGUUCAAGUCAAUCAAGAGGUUGUCGCUUUACUGGUUUUAGAUAAAUAUGCUGUUGUGUACUGUACGACUUAACGUAGGUCUCAGGUUCAGUCGUGAAUGUUGACAAAUCUCCUGCUUCACCUGUUAUAACUAAUGUCUCCACAACCUCCCAACUCCAAGGAGUACAAAAGCAACAUGUUCGGGUUGAGUUCACAGAACCCGGCACACAAUCCUGUAAGAACAACAUCCAAACACACUCAGACUCAUUCAUCUCACAGGACAAAACAGUGAGUAUAAACGUCUCCACAGAAACAAAGUAUUGAUUCCACUCCAUGUAAAAGUGUUAAACUCCUGAUGCUUAAGUGGCUGAAGUCGGGGAUUCUGCUUUAAAGUUUAAUGUGUUAAGUUCUUUGGAGCCUAAUUUCAAUCUGAAUUAACUGAACUUAAUAUCAUCAGUUGAGAUCAAUGUUGUCUCCAGUAGCUUUGUUUCCUCCCCUCAGCCUCAGUCUGGCUUGGCUCCCUCGGUCCGAGUUCAAAAUGAUGAACAAUCAUGUGGCUGGUUUAUAGAAAGAUGGAUGACAACCUGAUGAUGUCCACCUCCCUUCCAUUGUACAAAGAUUAACGGACGCCGCCCACUUGUGCUGUUGACAUCAUUUGAAUCCAGAGUCUGCUCAGUAGUGGUCAUGAAGCGGAGCCACAAUUCGUACUCUCAACCAAUAGCAUUGUCUUGGCUGUCAGUCAUGACAGUUUCUCAAAUUUUUGGGCCUGAAAAUAUAAUUAAAACCAAACUUAAUUAACUCGAACACACAUCAGCUUGAUCAGAAUAACCUAAAAGGACAGAAAACCUCUUUAAAGAAAAUGUAUUUGUUGUGUACUUAGAUUUUUAGUUUGGGCCACGUUCCAUCAACUAACAUGGAGGAGGUGUGUGUUAAGGACCAAUGCUGCAGCCAGCCAUCGUGGGGUGGGGGGGGUGAGGUAGAGCUGAUUUGGUAUUGUCCAUCUUUAUAUACCGUCUAUGAUCUGACUGCAUUUUAAAAGCCUCCACACAGAUUGGUUCUGUUUCUGGUAACGCUCACUGUACCUGAUCCGCUCUGGAGUUAACGCAGCUCCGCCCAGUGAUUAACUACGAUUAAAAUCUCCUGUGUGAGGGGGCGGGUUUUCAACAGUGGGAAUGUUCAUACAGCACAAUGUGCCACAGCUUUUAUUUCACGUCUGCUUCCAAAUAUCGACGAUUUCAUGUCCAACCCAAACUUCCUGGUUUUAUCUCCUUUUCUGGUUUUUGAUGUCCAAAUAAAAGCAUACAAAUAACGAAUAUAAGCGAAAACACUUGACAUGAGGCUCCAGUGUUCCAGACAUUGUUUGUCUUGCUUCUUGGAAUGUUAAAGCAUUUACUGUAUGUAAAUAGAUUGAAUGCAGAUGUAAAUAAUAAAGUGCAAUGUGUACGCUUUAA
Pleuronectes platessa (European plaice) is the source of this 3408-nucleotide messenger RNA. It is a transcript of the gene spag1a, whose product is annotated as sperm associated antigen 1a. Gene Ontology annotation, molecular function: protein binding. The coding region runs from base 1 to 1179 and encodes 392 amino acids. Gene Ontology annotation, biological process: axonemal dynein complex assembly. Lineage: Eukaryota; Metazoa; Chordata; Actinopteri; Pleuronectiformes; Pleuronectidae. Gene Ontology annotation, cellular component: cytosol. The record is from RefSeq and is a predicted model, not a curated record. The transcript has 8 exons.